CAUCAUCAGCUUUCAUUCAUACAGUAUUACCAUCAAUGGUUGUGCUCCUUUACGAGUGCAUUUACUGAUAUUCUCGCCACUCAUGAAUAUUUCUGAGAGUAGUGCGGAUCUCGGCACAGUGCUGCCUCUUACUAGUUUCGAGAACGUGCUUUUGUUUCUCUUUAAUAUUAUUCUCGCCACCACCAUCAUUUUUAUUAACGUGUCCGUGUUUGUCUCCAUCGUGACGAACAGAUCCCUGCGCAACGAGAAUCGCUUCAUGUACAUGCUCAGCACGUGUCUCAGUGACAUCUGCACGGGUGUCUCGUAUUAUUAUGUUGGAGUUAUGGAUGUACGAGAUUAUUAUGAUUCCCCGACUCGCACUUACUACAUUGCUCUUACUUUUCUGGGUCUGUCCUAUAUGGCGAUUCUGGCCGCGCAGUCGGACCGCUACCACGCGGUCUCAGCGCCUUUGAAAUACUCGCAGCGCAUGACGCGAAACAGAACCCUGCUGGUGAUUCUGAUCUACUGGGCUCAUGGUUUUCUAAUAGUGGCUGUUAACAAUUUGGUGCCUAUGGGGGUUGCUAAAAGAGUGACGUUCUUUGCAGCUUUUGUGGGGAACAUUUUCACUGUUGGUAUUAUGAUUGGCUUGAACGUCAGGCUGUUCUGCAUCGCCAAAUUUCAGCUAGAACGCGAACCCCCGAGUGAAGAACGCGACAAUAAACGCGCAUCUAUUUAUCUCAUCGUAAUAGUGGCCGUGUGUUUUCUAAUCGCGUGGUUGCCCCUUUUUCUUCAUGUUAUUGUGUGUAACUUCACGGGUUCUUCAUGCUAUACGUUCAAAAAUGAGGGCACAGACCCUCUGCGCAUUUUGGCGCGUCUCAAUGGAGUCAUCACACCAUUGCUGUACAUCAGAGGCUGUACUCCACUCAGGAGCACCUUAAUGAUGAAAGUCUGGAGAAUACCAUGCUACAAGAGUAAAGGAGUGAAGCCACAGAAUAUGGAGAAGACUAUUUAAAGGAUGUAGCAGGGAUCUUCAGGAUGUGACAAACUUCAUGUGACAGGACUUUAAAAAUACACUGUCUGGG
Labeo rohita (rohu) is the source of this 1061-nucleotide messenger RNA. Its product is annotated as melanocortin receptor 4. The record is from RefSeq and is a predicted model, not a curated record. The coding region runs from base 83 to 991 and encodes 302 amino acids. Gene Ontology annotation, molecular function: G protein-coupled receptor activity. Gene Ontology annotation, cellular component: membrane. Gene Ontology annotation, biological process: G protein-coupled receptor signaling pathway. The transcript has 2 exons. Lineage: Eukaryota; Metazoa; Chordata; Actinopteri; Cypriniformes; Cyprinidae.